AUGAUUCUGGUCACAACUCGGCUUAAAAACAUAGCAGAACAAGUCAAAACAAUUGACCGUCCAAAAGAACUUUACGGUUUAGAACAUGAAGAGUUUAAGAAGUUAUUCCUUGCAUUUGUCUUUGAUGAUGGGAAAUAUCCUAGGAAUAAACCUUUUUUGCUUGAGAUUGGAGAUCAGAUAAUGGACAAACUAAAGGGUUCCCCUCUUGCAGCAAAAACUGUUGGUAGAUUACUGAGUAAAGAACUUAGUUUGCAACAUUGGAAAGGGGUCCUAAAAUGUAAAGAAUGGGAGAAGCAGACCGAUAACAAUGAGGUUAUGCCUGCCCUGAAGCUUAGCUACGACUUUCUCCCUUUUCAUCUACAACAAUGUUUUUCCUAUUCUGCAUUGUUUCCUGAAGAUUACCAUUUCAGAAGCCAUGAGCUCAUCAGCCUGUGGACUGGACUAGAUAUUUUGAUACCUUGUGGUCAACAUCAAACAUUUGAAGACGUGGGUCUGAGUAAUUUAAAUGAGUUGAUCAUCCAUGGAUUUUUCAGAGAAGAGCAAACUGAUGGUGAUCGGCGGUAUGUUAUGCAUGACCUACUGCAUGAUUUGGCACUGAAAGUUGCUUCUCAUGAUUGCCUUAGUUUACGUCUCCCUAAUAUUGGAUCCGUAGAAAUUCAGCCAUCGACCCGUCACUUGUCUAUAAUCACAGAGGACAUAGGUGAAUCUGAUGCAACGUCUGGUGAAAAAUUAAAGAGUGCAUUGGAGGAAAUGAAGACAAUAUUGGAGGUUGAACAUUUGCAAACAUUGAUGCUAUUUGGAAAAAUGGAUGAAAGUUUUAGCAAGAUAUUUGGUGAUUGUUUUGGGGAAGCUUAUGCUCUCCGUGUUCUUUAUUUGCCCAACAUGAUGCAUCCCGUGGAGUCCGUGUUACAUAACUUUUCAGGACUUUUCCAUCUACGAUACCUAUGUCUAGGGACAAAGGAUGAUCAGAUGCAUUUACCACUUAGCAUCUCUAAAUUUUAUCAUUUAGUGAUUCUAGAUCUUGAGUUGUGGGUUGGCAGUCGUGUUUUGCCCGAAGACAUGAGCAACCUUUCCAAAUUGUGCCAUUUUUAUGUUCCAAGUGAUGAUCAGCUUCAUUCGGGUAUUUAUAAUGUGGGAAAACUUAAACUCUUGGAAGAGUUAAAGAUGUUUCAAGUCAAUAAAAAAAGUGAAGGGUUUGAACCAAAGCAACUAGAGCAUUUGACCAAGCUAAGGGAGCUUGGCAUCUACAACCUUGAGAAAAUACAUACAAAAGAAGAAGCAGCUCAAGCAAAAUUGAUAGAGAGAAAACACUUGAGGAGGUUAAAAUUGGACUGGGAUUGUGAGCGAUCUAGUGUUGAGCCUGGUGUGGAAGCAGAAGUUCUUGAGAACCUUCAACCACAUGGAGAUCUUCAAGUGUUGUGCAUUAGAGGGCACGGAGACCUUUCUUGUCCAACAUGGAUGGGUGAUGAGUUUGCUGUUGAAGCUCUAAGAUCUCUUUAUCUUGAUUGUGUUUCUUGGGAAGUUUUCCCUUCUUUAGGGAAGGCGUGGGAUCUUUGUGAACUGAAAUUGAAGCAUAUUGCUAGACUGAAGGAGAUUAUUAUAGAGGAAACCUUUUGCAUGCUAAUAAAACUUGAACUCAUUGGCCUAGGAAGUUUUGAAAAAUGGGGUUUCCUAGAUGUACAAGAGUCUUCCAUGGAUGCUGAUAUUUUCCCUUGUUUGCAAGUGCUGAUUAUUAUAGAUUGCCCAAAACUCUUGGGAUUGCCUUUCUCAAGCCACAUUGUUUCCCAAGGUUGGUUUCACAAACUACAAAAGUUUAGGAUAGAGUACUGUCCACAAUUCUCAUCAGUGAUUCCCAUCUCCUGGAUUGGUAGUCUCUGUAGUUUCUCUAUGCAACAUGUCAAGCUACUAGAGCAUUUUUAUAACGGCUCAAUAUCAUCUGAACUGCACAUUACUGGAGAGGAUGGUCUGCAUAGCUUGGACCAAGUGUUAGAUUUUGAUGAAGAAACAAGUCUUGAAAAGUUGUGA
Messenger RNA from Triticum turgidum subsp. durum (durum wheat), 2025 nucleotides. NCBI's taxonomy places the organism in Eukaryota, Viridiplantae, Streptophyta, Magnoliopsida, Poales, Poaceae. The record is from the annotation of a GenBank genome assembly.